AUGGAUAAAAUGUUGAAUUUAUCUGAAAAAGAUUCAGCUUCUGUGACAGCCCUGCAGCAGACGAAGAAUAAAUGUUGGAACAUUUCAUUUCAGACUGGCCUUGUUAGAAAGUCAAUUAGAAUUAAUUUGGACAGCAAUGGAGAACUUUCAAUGGAAAAUCUCAAAAGAGCUGCAUGUGUUUUCAUUGAUGAGAACUUUCCAGAACAUGGCUUCUGCAACUUAACAGACAAGAUCUUGCUAUUCAAACAUGAUCUUUCUGAUAUCAAUAUCCUCAAAAUGAUUAACAAUGUUUCAGAUUUAGUAGAAAAAGCCCUCAUUGAAGUUGUGUUGUCAGGUUAG
This is a messenger RNA of Helobdella robusta, 339 nucleotides long. RefSeq lists its product as hypothetical. Bases 1 to 339 code for a protein of 112 amino acids. Gene Ontology annotation, molecular function: ATP binding; protein serine/threonine kinase activity. Gene Ontology annotation, biological process: protein phosphorylation. The transcript is spliced from 2 exons. Lineage: Eukaryota; Metazoa; Annelida; Clitellata; Rhynchobdellida; Glossiphoniidae. The record is from RefSeq and is a predicted model, not a curated record.